UCCUCGUCCAGGAGCUUUGUGUUGCUGUUGUCGUCGCCGUGUUAUUCGCCGCGCUGCUGCGGUGCGGGAGCGGAGGCCGGAGGGAGCAGAAGCCAUAAGAUGAAGAAACGCUAUGUGGACGCGAGCAGGCUACGGAAAAUGAAAAAAAUCAAAAUCACGGAGAAGCUGUCUGAGAGUGCGUACACCUUCCUGAAGUUUAUGAUAAUGUGGACGCUGGUGCUCCUGGCAGAUUUCGUACUGGAAUUUCGGCUGGAGUACCUGUGGCCAUGCUGGCUGUUUUUUGGGAGCGUGUACACUACUUUCCACUGCCACGGGCUGGUUAUUUGUGUCGUGUUUGUUUGUGCGGCGUUCACGCUGGACAUCUUUUGCCUAAUUUUUGUUCCGCUGCACUGGCUCUUCUUUGUGGCUAGCACCUACGUAUUAUUCAAUUACAUAUGGCACACAGAGAAAGGCAUCUGCAUAUCGACAGUGUCCCUGUGGAUUCUGCUCGUGUACACAGAGGCUUCGCUUCGUCUCAAAGACCUGAAGAACUCCCAUGCCAACCUGUCUCAUCUUUUCGCUGCACACUGCAUCGGAUACCCGGUAGUAUAUCUGGGGUUUGAUGCCACCUGCUACUUCACCAACAUCUUCAAGCUGCGCACACAGAAAGCUGUGCAGAGUGAGAACGACUUCCACAUGCACCUCCUGCAGCACUCCCUCCCUCCAGGCCUGCAGCUGUACUCCAAGACUGCCACAGAUGGCAGCGGCAACUCCAAAUGGAAGACCAAACCUGAGUCCAGCCAGUAUCAGUGCCAGAACGGUGCUGUGGUGGCCCACGACGAGGUGCACACGGUGGACUGCCUCCAAAUCCGCAGCGAGGACAGGGCGACGGAGAAGGGAGCGCAGGAGGCGAGGUCAGCUGACUCAAACCGGCGAUCCUCGUCCUCCAAAGUUGGCGGCGGCGAGUCCAGAGAUCACCUCUACAGCGCAGCAGCAGCAGGGGGGGCAGAAUCCCCCGCCACCACAGAAAAUCUACCUCAAGAGGAGCCAGGCAGUAAAGCGGCGCGGGCAGCUAAGAGCUCCUCGCCAAAAACCCGCAGAACCAACACUAACACUUCCUCACCGUCCACGGGAAGGACGGACAAGAAACAGAGAUCCAACUCGAAAACAGUCAGCCCCAACCGGGACAUGACAGACAAGAGCUCAGCAGCCAAUCACAGCCACCACGCCGAACAGAUGACCAAGCUGGAGCAGGAGCUCAGGCGGCUGAAGGCGGAGCUGCAGGCGAGCAGGCAGAGCGAGCAGGAGCUGCGCAGUCACAUCUGCAACCUGACCAACAGCGAGAGGAGCCUGAGACCAGAGGUGUCCCUGCUCAGACAGUCCAACAUGCUGCUCCAGAGCAAGAUUCUGUGUCUGACCAAAACCAAGCAGAGGGACAAACAGACGAAUGCGAUGCUGGAGAAGAAGACCAGAGCAGAGACAGAAGCCAGACUCUCUGUUGAGAAACAGUUGGCUGAGCUUCAGGCCCAGAAACUGGAGGAGGCAGCCAGCACAGCACGCAGCCUAACAAACAGGCAGGAACACACUGAAACCCAAAUGUUAAGGAAAAGAGUAAAAGAUCUAGAGACAGAGUACAAACAACUACAGCUGGAGUGUCAAGUGAAAGAGAGUCGUGUGGUAGAGCUAGAGAGUGAUGUUGAGGCUUUGGGAAAGUACCGCUGUGUGGAGCAAGAGACGGACAUGCUGUUGUCCACUCUGUCAGCCAUGCAGGAGAAAGCUCAGCAUCUGGAGUACAACCUGAGUGCUGAGACUCGCAUCAAACUAGACCUGUUCUCAGCGCUGGGAGACGCUCGCAGACAGCUGGAAAUCGCACAAGGUAAAGUGAUGAAACAAGACAAGGAGAUAAGUGAAAUGAAGCAGAAGAUCGCAGAGGUCAUGGCCGUCAGUCCCGGCGUGUCGUACAUGACUCCACGACCUCCGGUGCCGCAGUAUCUCACCAAGCUCCUCAACUCCGAGCGCUACAUGCUCAAUCCACGAGCGCUGAUGUACCAGUGUCUUAAGAAAUAGAGGGAUGUCAUCGCCUUUCCGAAAAGCCUCAGAACUCCUCGGCCUCAGCCGCCUCUCUCGUGAAAAAAAUAAAGGAGGACGCCUCAUGGAUGACGUCACAGAACUUAACGACACCGUGAAGUCGUCCGCUUCCAGCCGUGGGUGGGACCAGAGGGAGCGUCGCUGAAGAGGACGUGUCCCCAAGCCUCCACAAGUCGAAUGCCUUUUGCUGCAUUGCUGGUGCUAAAUUGACAUUGUUCUAUAUAUUUCCUCUUUUCUGUCACAUCUAGGCUUGAAGAAUUUCACUCCAAAACAAGAUCCCUACUAUUUGAUGUUGCUCCUAGGCAAGAUUUUUAUGUAAAAAUGUAUCUUGUCAGCCUAAAUCACAAAGUGCAGCUGCAACAAGGAAAAACAUAGCCCUGCCUUACUUAAAGGGAGACUGUGCAGUUUCAGAUGGGAGCGCACACCACUUUGUGAACAGAGGAUGAAGCUGAGAAAGGAUGUAACCCCUCAGGUUCAUGCCAAGACUAAUAACCCAUAGAAUUAAUGAAACACCUCUAAAUGCUUGUAUUGAGUCUAAUUUUUUGAUGUCAAAUGAACACAAAAGCAUAAGCAAUGGAGUGAAAUGCUCAUAUAUUUUGGGUUAUGAUCGCAGAAAAGAGUUCCUGAGGCCUUCAUUCUUUACCGCAUCGUAACAAGGUAGGGUGCCCAACCCUUUGAAACUGCAUGGUCUGCCUUUAAGUGACAUUGUGUUGUCAGGUAGAGUCACAUCUCUGCCUGCAGGAAGCGAUGAAUCAAAAUUUCAUGGGGAAAUCCAGAUCCAUAACAGCAGUGAUUAGAGCUCCAUCCAGAGAAAGCUGGACUCACAUUAGACCUUUGCCUCUCUCGUCCCUUUGGUUUCCUUUGGUAUCAAGCGUCACAGAAUGGCUGGGAUGGCGAACAUAAGUCUGCUGUGUGCAGUGCUAUGACGUCACAUUGAUAUGAUUUCUCAGCAUUGAUUCUCUGUUACUUCUUGCUGCCAUUAGGGGGCGCCAAUGUGUGACGUUGCCUUGUGCAGCUUUAAAAAUCUCUCAUCUCUUCCUGCAAAGUGACUACUGGCAUGAAAGUAAAACUAAAGAUUAUCAUAGUCCUCCUUAAAUAUCACAAGUCUUUCACUUUCAAAGUGUUACAAUUUUAGAGAAUACAGUGUUUUUAAUAAUUUUUAAAAUCUUGAGCAAUGACUAAGUAAGUUUUUCUUAUUUAAAAGUUGAAUAUUCAGUGCAUAGCCUUUUUUCUUUAAAAAUAUUGAGCAACGAACAUCAAGAAGUAAUUUUUUUCCUUUCCAGAAUGUGGAUGUAAAGCAUUUUGGAUUGAGGCCCUUCACCGGGUUUUGUCUUUGUAUGAAGCCCCACGGCUGCAGUGUCGUGGAUUCUCUUGAGAAUAAUUAGUGGUGAGGUUUUGUCAAUUGAGCCGAUAGUUGGAAGAGAUGAAGUAAACUGAGCUCGGCAUGAGCAGCUCUGUUGUUAUGCUCUUUUCCUCUCUAGCUUUAGCUAAACACCCAACAGUGUAUUCGUUGUAUAUUUUGCUGUUUGGCAGGCCCCGGCCCAGACUGCCAGACUUUAGGACAGGAGUGAAGGAGGUGGAGUAAAGAUGGCCGGUGACUGAUCGGUGGUCAACUACAAUUUGAACUUGUCCACGAAGGAAAGUGGAUUUGUGAAUAACAUAGAAUGGUAUUGACCAAAAAUAAUGGUUGUGAGAAUUUCUCAUGAAUUUGAUUACUGUGCCUAUAUACAUUACUUUCAAACUGGGAAGUAAAACACUAAUUUAAUGUGAAAGAGUAAUGUGUUUGAAUUGAAGUGCUAUGUACUGUUUUUGUAGUCUUUUUUACUCCGUGUAAAGAGUGGGAGAAUACCCCGUACUGUUAACACAGCUGAAAAACACUCAUGAAAUAUGGAUGUUGCUGUUUUGGUAGCUUUUUGUUUAGACUGUGUUUCUAGGGUGUUUUAUAUGAAAAAUAUUUUUUAGUCUUGAUGUACUUUUAUUAUACUGCUGUAAUUUUGUACGGCAAUGUGUUUUGUCAGCAUGAAAUGUGUUUUAUUCAAUAAUUUCUUUGAGCACACAUUGUGACUUGAGGUAUGUAUAAUUAUGGAUAUACUUGUACAAGGGCUACUGUUUCUUAAAAUUUUGAUCAAAUAAUUGCUAAUUCAGACAACAAUGCUUGGAGGGUUGUUCACAUUCCUGAUAUACUGGGAUGGGGUUUUUGUAUAAAUAAUUCAAAUGACAUCUGUA
Messenger RNA from Myripristis murdjan (pinecone soldierfish), 4293 nucleotides. RefSeq names its product macoilin. Gene Ontology annotation, cellular component: rough endoplasmic reticulum membrane. Bases 100 to 2046 code for a protein of 648 amino acids. Gene Ontology annotation, biological process: neuronal signal transduction. The record is from RefSeq and is a predicted model, not a curated record. The transcript has 11 exons. Lineage: Eukaryota; Metazoa; Chordata; Actinopteri; Holocentriformes; Holocentridae.